Puntigrus tetrazona (Sumatra barb) is the source of this 3383-nucleotide messenger RNA. RefSeq names its product gastrula zinc finger protein XlCGF26.1-like. Gene Ontology annotation, cellular component: nucleus. The transcript has 6 exons. The coding region runs from base 869 to 2296 and encodes 475 amino acids. Gene Ontology annotation, biological process: negative regulation of transcription by RNA polymerase II. NCBI's taxonomy places the organism in Eukaryota, Metazoa, Chordata, Actinopteri, Cypriniformes, Cyprinidae. Gene Ontology annotation, molecular function: DNA-binding transcription repressor activity, RNA polymerase II-specific; RNA polymerase II transcription regulatory region sequence-specific DNA binding. The record is from RefSeq and is a predicted model, not a curated record.
GGAAGAAGAUCAGUUCGAUCGAUCUGUGUUGUGGUUAGAAAUAUACUUUCUGUAAACAUUAAAAUACAGCUUACGUAUCAGGUCGGUAAACACCUGUAUCGUUUCGAAGCAAGCAGGAAUGUCUGGAGGAGUAUCUUCUGAACUGAGACCUGCUGCUGUGAAGAUGUUUGUUAAAGAGGAGUUUAAGACUGAACCAGAACCCUGGAGAAUAAAACACGAAGAACCAGAGCCCUGGAGAAUAAAACAGGACGAACAAGGAGGAUUUCUGCUUUGUUCCUUUUGUGUCUGGCUACUACACACUACUGGCUCUUUUACUGUUGUAAGGGUCCCCCUUUUCCUGCAGAACGGAAUCCAGAGGCCCUGGUCGAAGGUUUUGAUUCACCUCCUUACACUGUGACUUGACCUUGAGUACUCUGUAUCUCAACAUGAGGGAUUUUGCCAGAUUCUCUAGGAUUAUUCCUGACCCUGGGAUCAUCAUCGUCAUCAUCAUGAUAUCCUAUCUGUUUCAGCACUCAUUUUGGAUGAGCUACUAGGAUAGUAGAUCAUCAGCUUCAAAAAAGGCAUAUUUGUCACGUCCACACAUGGAAGGGAGAAGCAGAUGUAAGUUUUAGUGAGUAUAAUUGAAAGUCACAAUGUAACAAAGGAGAGUCAGGUGAGUAACAUGUUCAACAUAGGUAACUUCUGGCGAUGGCUAGAAGGUAGGUUCAAGUUCAUUGAAUAAUACAGAACGAGUAAGUUUCACUUUCCUCAAACAAGGCUGUGGGGUAUAUCCGCAGAUUCGUCAAACCCGCUUCCUUGGAACACAGGGGAAUCUGAACAAAGCAGGAGAUGAGCCAAGUACAUCUUCUCGAGGAGAGUGGGGUCUAGGAUGUCAUCACAGGGAACCCAAGACCUCCCCUUGGGACUGAAAACCCUCCCAGUCUAUGAGAGGUCACUGUGGAUCAAGUGGAAGAUGAGUUCCAGGUGUAUCAAACCACCAGCUUUGAUGACAGCAUCCUCAACACAAGCAUUGAUGAGGCGUGGCCUGAUAAACAUGAAGGAAGAACAAGAUCUGGAUGAAGUGGAGGAGAAAUAUCAGUGUCAGAAAGCUCAUGAUUUCACCACUGACGAAACAUCAGUGAGUUGCUCCAAAGCUGAGAAAAGUUGCUCGCAAAUAAACUUUCAAAGAAAAGAAGUUAAAGGGCCUUUCAGCUGCUCUCAGUGUGGAAACACUUUCAAACAUAAAAAAAGCCUUGAUGCACAUGUGAUGAUUGUUCAUGCUGGAAGGAAGCCUUUUAUCUGCUCUGAAUGUGGAACUACAUUCACACGCAAAGAAAACCUUAAGAGUCACAUGAAAAUUCAUACUGGAAUAAAGCCUUUCGCUUGCUCUCAGUGUGGAAAGAGUUUUGUGCAGAAAAGACAUCUGAAUGAGCAUAUGAUAAGUCACUCUUCUGAAAAGCCUUUCACCUGCUCUCAGUGUGGAAAGUCUUUGUCACGUAGAGACAGCCUGAAAAAUCACAUGUUAACUCAUGCUGUAGUAAAGCCUUUCGUCUGCUCUGAGUGUGGAAUGAGUUUUAUACAGAGAAAACAACUUAAUGAACAUAUGAUAGCUCACACUUUAGAAAAGCCUUUCACCUGCUCUCAGUGUGGAAAGUCUUUGACGCGUAGAGCAAGCCUGAAGAAUCACAUGUUAACUCACACUGGAGUAAAGUCUUUUGUCUGCUCUCAGUGUGGAAAGAGUUUUACACAGAAAAAUCAACUCAACGAGCAUGUGCGCAUUCACAACGCAGAAAAGACUUUCACCUGCUCUCAGUGUGGAAAAAGUUUCAAGCAGAAAAGACAUCUUAAUGAGCAUAUGAUUAGUCACACUUCGGAAAAGCCUUUCAUCUGCUCUCAAUGUGGAAAGUCUUUGACACGUAAAGUAACUCUUAAGAAUCACAUGUUAGUUCAUGCUGGAAUAAAACCUUUUAGCUGCUCUCAGUGUGGAAAGAGUUUUACGCAGAAAAGACAACUUAAUGAGCAUAUGCGCACUCACACAUUAGAAAAGCCUUUUGGCUGCUCUAAGUGUGGAACCUCUUUCACACGUAAAGAAACCUUGAGGAGUCACAUGUUAACUCACACGGGAAUGAAGCCUUUUAGCUGCUCUCAGUGUGGAAAUGCUUUCAGACAUAAAGCAAGCCUUUGGAAUCACAUGAGAAUUCAUACUGGAUUAAAGCCUUUCGUUUGUUCUCAGUGUGGAAAGAGUUUUACGCAGAAAAGACAACUUAAUGUGCAUGUGUUUACUCACACUUCAGAACAGUCUUUCAUCUGUCCUUAGUGUGGAAAUGAAAAAGAAUGUCCCAUGAUAAUUCAUACUGGGAAAAAUCUCAUUACUUGCUCUCAGUGACCAUCAGUAACGGGCCCUAGGACUCUGACAGUGGGUGACUCUAUUAUCAGAAACAUCAGUAGCAUCUCUGAUGUGAGCAAGACAAUCUUCUUAUGAAGCACAGAACUGUAAAUUGAGUCUGCAUCCGUGUGGUGAAGAAGGAUUUUAGUGAAUCCUUGAAAGACUUGAAGUUCAGUUGUUCAUGAGUGGACCAAUCUCAACAAGGGGAACUAACGUGUUUUCACAGUUGCUUAUCUUAAAUACUAGGCAGCAAAGAACCUGCAGUACAAAAGUCUAUUUCACUGACAACUUUAAACUGGGCUCAUAGACGACUCUCUAAGCUAGAUGCCCUCCACCCAAACAAACUUGGUGCAAGAGUGCUAAAGGACAGUAUCUACUUCUCCCUCCGUCAUCCUUCAACAGUGUGUGCAAAUCCUCCAAGCUUUAGAGUCAUGUGGGUGACUUUAUGGAAAACAGCCAGAAAACAGACAGACUUGUCUGAAUCAAAAUUGUCUGAUUUUAUAAGGUUGUGGAUUUAAAUGUAUUUUUAGGCAUUCCCCCUUCUCAUCUAUGUGAGCUACGAGUAAUGAAGAGAACUGUGAUAUUCAUGUGCAGCAUGUAGAUAUUAAAGAAUCCUGAAUCCUCCACUCUCUAAGAUGAAGACUACAUGUGUAGCAUGUGUGUUACCAAUCAUACUAGUAAGAUGUUUGGUAGUGGUAGGUAGCCUUGAUAAGUAGAUAAGUUUUGUGUGUUGGCAUCUUUGCCUGUGGAGAACUAAGAAAACGGUCCUAUUUGUCCUGAAUUGAGUGAGACAUAUUUGGCUUGCUCGGACGUGCUGACCAUGGAGAAGUGCUUAUGUCCAUAUGUGGAAGUUUAUCUGAGUUUUGGAGCCAAUAAGAAUUUUGCUGACUUAUUGACAUAAUUAGUGACCUCUGUACAAACACCAGAAGUUAUACUCUAACAAUGUACGUAAAACGGCCUACAAACUACUCAAGUAUUGAAGCUGAUUCUUCAGUAAAUUUUUCUUGAUUUGAUCUCA